ACUUAGUUGUGUAUCAAGCAGUCGGAGAAAAGCAGCUCAAAAGCUGGUCUAGAGGAGGAAGACAACUAAUGGAGGCGGAGGAGACCGGUGGCUACACCGAAAAAACCCGCAUCGCCACCCACUGGUAUUGGGCCAUAGCGAGCGUAACCCAGCUCGGAUGGGCAGUAUCUUCGUAUCGAAAAGGUUAUGCCGGCGACCAUCGUUUGAUGCCCGUCAAAGCCUUCGGCGUCCCUUCCUUGUUCCUCGGCGCCUUCGCCACUGCAUCCGUCGCUUUCCUUAAAGCCUCCGGCAUUCACAAAGUGGAAGAUCUGAUGGAUGUAGGAGCGAGUAUAAGAAGUGGACUUGGAAUUCGUCCGAGGGCAAGGGAUAAAUGAGUCCUCGUUUGCCGUUUCUCUUUUGAAGAGCUUUCCGGGUUCUAAUUUCUCUUCCCUUUCAAUUCCUUGUAUUUAACUAGAUUUGCUUUCGUUUUGUCUGUUUAUACUCUCUUUGUUUAUCAUAAUAAUCAAACAAUUAGCUCUACAGUAUCAA
Molecule: messenger RNA, 528 nt
Organism: Hibiscus syriacus
Lineage: Eukaryota; Viridiplantae; Streptophyta; Magnoliopsida; Malvales; Malvaceae
Exons: 2
Coding region: 69-374 (101 amino acids)
Source: RefSeq, a predicted model, not a curated record